UGCUUGUGUGUGUACUGUGUGUCCAUCAUGAGUCAGAAGCCACGGUCGCUUUGCGUUUCGUAAUUAAUUUCCCUCCCGAAGGAAAAAUGCGAGCUUGAUCUCGCAGUUUUGGCUGCUGUCUUUUUCCGGGGACGCUCAUCUAGUAAAGAUGGGCAUCGGGCCCCGAAUUCGAGACCCGAUCAUCCCUCGAUUCGCAUAUUUCUUAACCACCGUGUGUGCUUAAUGUUGUGUGUUUGUCGCUCGCUCUGUGUUGCCGUCAGGUUCCCUCUUCCUUAUCGUUCCUUCGGAAUUUACAGCUUAUGUAUGAUAUUGAACAAUUGGGAAGCUUAAGACAUGGAUCAAGCAAGAAACAGACCGAGCCGACCACGACUUCGUUCGCAUGGUAAUUCAGCCCGAGUCCUUGUAUUUGAUCAACCUGAAUCCGAAGAAACUCCAUGCAAUAUGGAUGGGGAAGUUAUAAGGCAUCCUUUGCCACCCAAAGUUGAAAGCAAGGAAGCUCCUGUUCGACCUGUUAGUGGUGAGCUCUCAAACUUGGUACGCAUGCGAAACUCUGCUAUAGGAAAAUCUGCACCAUCUCUUUCUGUUCAUAUGCGCGAUUUUAAUAUUCCACGACGCGCAGCCAAAGCAGCCCACCGUAAAUCUUUCAUAGCAACGACCUCACCUACAUUACCCCGGUGUCACUCACCUUUAUCUGCGUUCGUACCGAUCGUAGGCAGUCCCCUAGAGAGUCCUAGGAUGUCAUCCAGUCCGCAUUUCGCUUUUGCUCCAAUUAAAAGGAUCGGUGGAGGUGGUACUGCGACAGCUGACGGCAGACGUUGGUCCGUGGCUAGUUUACCGUCCAGUGGAUAUGGUACGACACCUGGAUCAAGUAACGUCUCAUCGCAAUGCUCGAGUCAAGAGCGAUUGCACCAACUGCCAAAUGUUCCAACCAAGGACGAGUUACGAAUGUUGUCUUGUCAUUUCUCAAAACCUGGUACACCCUGCACGUCGCAUCCAGGAUUUCCUGGAUCCAGUAUAUCCAGCAUACCAGGAUGCGUCUCUCUCAGUCUUGAGGAAGAAGGUCGCAGGUCGCCCCUUCAUCGUCCACGCUCCCGAAGUUUAAGUAGUCCCAGUCGAUCGCCUGUAUUGGACAGUGAAAUUGUUAUGAUGAACACCCUUUACAAGGAACGAUUUCCUAAGGCUACGCAACAGAUGGAAGAGCGUCUAACGAAUUUCAUUAAUGAAAACAAAGAAAUUGACGAAUACGAGGUGGUCACACAAAUGGCACAGGAUUCCUUACCAAUCCUACGAUUUGUACAUCAUCAAGUAAUUGAGAUGGCGCGAGAUUGCUUACAAAAAUCCCAGGAGAAGUUGAUAACCUCUAGAUACUUUUACGAAAUGAGCGAGAAUCUUGAGCAUCUUUUAAUUGAGACAAAAGACAAGUCGUUGGAAGCGGCGACUCGUCUAACUGGACUCAUUAAGAAACUAUUGUUAGUUAUAUCACGACCAGCGCGUCUUCUGGAAUGCUUGGAAUUCGAUCCGGAAGAAUUCUACCAUUUGCUGGAACAGGCCGAGGGUCAGGCCAAAUUUAAUGCCGGUAUUAAAGCCGAUAUUCCGCAGUAUAUUAUCAAUAAGUUAUCUCUAAACAGAGAUCCUAUUUCCGAAUUGCAAGAGGAUUUGAACAAGCUGGAGGAUUCGACCAGCUCGAGCGAUAGCAAUUUGCAGCUGGCUUCUUCGAGUCCCAAUAAGGAUGAUGAUAAUAAAUCACAACGAGUUCCUUGCGAGAAUGAUUAUGAAGUUCUGAAACUUAUCAGUAAUGGGGCUUAUGGUGCUGUUUAUUUGGUGAAGGAAAAAACUACUCGGCAACGUUUUGCUAUGAAAAAGAUUAACAAGAAUAAUCUUAUGCUACGCAAUCAAGUGGAGCAGGUCUUUGCAGAACGCGACAUAAUGAGCUUCACCGACAACCCUUUUGUAGUUUCCAUGUAUUGUAGCUUUGAGACUAAGAAACAUCUGUGUCUAGUGAUGGAAUAUGUUGAAGGUGGUGAUUGUGCCAUUCUCCUAAAGAAUAUCGGUCCACUUCCGCCGGAUAUGGCACGAUUUUACUUUGCAGAAACAGUUCUAGCUGUAGAAUAUCUCCACAGCUAUGGUAUCGUUCAUCGCGAUCUGAAACCUGAUAAUUUACUUAUAACUGCCUUGGGCCACAUAAAACUCACGGACUUUGGUCUCAGUAAAAUGGGACUCAUGUCUUUGGCGACAAACCUUUACGAGGGAUAUAUUGAUAGAGAUACUAGACAAUUUUCCGAUAAGCAAGUUUUUGGCACGCCUGAAUAUAUUGCUCCGGAAGUGAUAUUACGUCAAGGUUAUGGAAAACCUGUUGAUUGGUGGUCCAUGGGAAUAAUUCUUUACGAAUUCUUGAUAGGUUGCGUUCCAUUCUUCGGCGAUACCCCAGAAGAAUUGUUUGCCCAUACAGUUAACGAUGACAUUGAAUGGCCGGACGAAGAUGACUGGCCUGUACAACUCGAGGCUAAGGAUAUUAUAACAGCCUUAUUACAACAAAGUCCUAGAGAUCGCUUAGGAACUGGUGGUUCCCACGAGGUGAAGGAUCAUCCCUACUUCUACGGUGUCAAUUGGAAUAGUCUCCUCAGACAAAAGGCUGAGUUUGUUCCUCAGUUGACUAAUGAGGAAGACACUAGCUACUUUGACACACGAAUGGACCGAUACAAUCAUGACCUAGGUGAUGAUACUGAUGAUACCGACGAUUCUCCAUUGUUCGGAUCAUUUUCUUCAUAUUCACCACAAUCGCGUAAAAUAUCUCAAACGCGUCCACCGCAGCUCAAUCCAGAAUCCGAUUUGGAUUUCUCGAAGAAGCAAUUAUUCCGCAAUGAGCUUGAGCGCCACGUAGCUCAACUGUCUCCAAGCUCAAAUCAUUCGGCGUCGCCGCCGUUCAAGUCGUUUGAGAAAAAUCCACCGUCUGAGAAGAAUAGGUCGCUGCAUACUGCCAAAACCGUUAGUCCCUUCGUUGAGAAUUCGGAAAAAGCACAGAAAUCCGACCUAUCAUCUAGCAGUCCAGUAACAAUAACUAGCAACGAAUCACAAUCGACCGUCGUGAAAAAUACAAGAGGAGCUGACGGAACGGCAAUUAAUCUAAGCACGCCGGAUUCCUCGCAAACGGAAUCGGAUGACAUCAGUCCGCACAUUCAAAGGAAACGACACGUGCAUUCUCGCGACAAGCUGCCCAGGUUCAGUAUAUCCAUUGAUGGUGAACACAUGCUGGAUUUAGCAGCUGCUAAUAGGGAUAUUGCUGAAGAUAAACACAACUCCAGUACGGAUUCAUUUGACUCCUUUACUGCGAUGCCUGUAUUGCCUACAUCGAAACAGCGUUCACGUUCUGUUAUUAAAUCUGCAUCAACCAGUGGACUGUCACUGGUCAUUCCGACCAGUGAGUUUUCUUAUGAUUCUCCCUUGGCCGGACAACCCAUCGAGUCACCAGGUGGAUCAUCCACAGCAUCUUCAAGAGAUACCUCACCCUGUCGUGAACUAAGUCCUCUGGUAACCAGUCUUAAACCACCUAUUAUCAUCCGUAGAGGUCCAUGUGGUUUUGGAUUUACUGUGCACACAAUCAGAGUUUACUAUGGCGACAGUGAUUUUUAUACCAUGCAUCAUCUUGUCAUGGCUGUCGAUCAAUCCAGUCCGGCAUUCGAAGCUGGUUUGAGACCCGGGGAUUUGAUCACUCACAUAAAUGGCGAACCUGUUCAGGGUCUAUAUCAUACUCAAGUCCUGCAGUUGAUGCUGAGUGGUGGUGAUCAUGUAACUUUACGUAGUACACCCUUGGAAAAUACCAGUAUCAAGACUGGUGGGCGUAAACGAGAACUGGCUCAAAGUAAAAUGGCGCGUAGAACAUUGCACAGGCAACGGAAGCAGAAAAGGGAUCAUUCAGACAAGAAAAGAAAGACGUCCCUCUUCAGAAGGAUCAGUUCGAAGAGAGCGAGUGUCGAGAUGCAGCAGCCAUUAAGUAUCAAUUGUCCAUUGUCGGCACCCAUUCUACCCAGUGACAGCAAACCUCCACUUAUGAUGGCUGCAGGAAUUUGUUCUCCAUCGAUGGUCACUCCAAGUCGUUCCUUCCAAUCGUUUACGCGUUCUUUACCAGCGCAACAGGAAUCUUCGCCAUAUUUUGGAGCUUGUGCCAAAUCCGUAUGCAGUCCAUCUCCGCCGACGAAUCGUCCGACUUCCGAUACGUAUCAUUCAACCGGCAAUUCAAGUCCAUGUUCCAGUCCAAAUUCCUCAUCGCCAGGAUCCAGUACGUCCAUUGGAACCAUGUCCAGUAUCUCAAAUCAAUCUCAUUAUCAGCGACCUAGUACGCUCCAUGGCUUGAAGCAUAAGUUACACACAGCCGCGAAAAAUAUUCAUUCGCCUAAUAGAAGAAAGUCUGUGGGUCAUAUUCCACUGUCUCCUUUGGCGAGGACACCCAGUCCUUCUCCUAUACCAGCAUCCCCUACGAGGAGUCCAAGCCCUUUGGCGUUCCCAACUGGACAUCAACCUGGGAGUUCGAAUACUACACAAUCCUACAGUCCAGGCGUAUCCUUGUCAACUCCUAACACUCAGAAGAAAGGUUAUGGACGUCCAAAAUCAGCUGAACCAGGAUCACCCCUACUAAGACGAGCAUUAAGUCCUGACAGACUUCAUCCUCGUUCAGCCGAAAGUAAAACCUCUAUAUCACCACUAGCAAAUUCCGUGGUGAAAGUAACACCGCGUGUCACGAUUGCACAAACCUUUCAUACAGAGAGUACAGAUGAAAAUACUGAUUCCGUGAGUAAGGAGAGUAAUGAUUCAAAAUCUGAGAAGAAAUCCUCGAAUUCCGAGCAAAAAGUUGGUACGGCCGACUAUUCCAAGCUAGCUCAUGGUAUAUCAAUCAACAUAGCAAACGUGGGAAUGUCUAAUUCUUGUGGUAGCACGCAGUUGCCAAGGAUAGCCGAGGAGAAAGAUUCUCCAACAGGAAGUAAAAGUGAUGACUACUCGGCUAAGGAAGUUGUAGCUUCCCCGGAAAAGAGCAACGUGGAACUUUCGGCCUCAAAGUCAUCAGACGAAGCUGAAAAAUGUGUGAAGAAUAACGAGAAUACAACUUCCAAGGAUAUUCAUGUGGAACAUGCUGAAAGUAGAGAAAUUAAUCAUUCAUCAUCGUCUUCCGAUUUAUCUAAGAAGAACGAUGCGAAGUUAUCGGGUAGUGACGUGCAGGCCCAGCGCAGUGUCUUCAGCUGGACGCCUCUACCAGUACCACGUAAGAACGUUCAGCCUGAAUUCAAUGCUCCUAGCUUUCCAAGUAAAUCAAGUGCGUCCGACUUGAAGGGCAUCUUCGGGAAUGGUCCCUCGGACAGUGGCGUGGAAUGUAGGAAGAUUUUGAAGAGGUACAAAGCGGAUAGUUUGGACAGUCCAAAUGUCGGGCAUUCAACGCGCUCGGACGUGCCCGAGAAGAACUCAGGAAGCGACGACAAGAAGAACAACUGAAUUUUUCAAGCGUUGUUUCCAUUUGUGAUCUUUAUUCUCGUACGUCUUUUUACAAAUUUUAACUGUAAUUUUUAUUACGAAACAAUAUCAAAUGUGACACGACGCUCCAUAAGAUGCUUUGUAGCGCAAGGGCAGACGCGAAGGAAACGUUAAUUGACAGCACAAUCAUCUGGAUGUCAUAAGGAUGAGGCCCUUUUAGGCGUUACAGUGAUAUAUACAAGAAACGAAUCAAAAGUUCUUAACUUUCGGUUCGUCGAUGUUUUCAUUAACUUACACUAGGAAUCUCUGAACAUAAGCGCAGUUAGAAUUCCCCACGUUAUUCGGAAGGGACGCAUCGGAUGCGAUCCUGCUUGAACUCUUAUUCAUUAGUAUCUAUAAUAUCCACAAUUCGAGUAGCUAAUAACCCGAGAUAUAUUCUUUUUGCAUUGCUGUAUAUAUAUUAUCAAAGCAUGCACAUAGAAUCUAAAAUAAAUUUUCAACAUGCUACCGGCGCACUUACAAUAAUGAAUGGCCACGUUCAAGCUCAGCUCCCUCUUCAUAAAUUCAUUCGCAAUCUUUAAGCCGACAUAUUGCUUCUGCACGAUUUUUUUGCUUUCAAUGCGUCUCGAUAAAAUGGACCUGCCAAUUUGCUCUUGAAAGUUUCAAGUGUUUCGUCUCGAAUUCGCAUGUCAAUAAGAGGAUACGGAGAGGGCGAGAGAAUGAGCGCCAUAUUAUAUUUCUCUUGGGAAAGAACAGAAAAGCUACUCGAGUGUUCUAUCGCUUCGGGCUACAGUAUUCACGCGAUCUCAUGCAAUGACGAGGCAUCGAGUCUUUCUUUAAUUUUCUUUUUCUUCCUAGUAUCGACAAGUCAUUAAUUAAUUUAUUGCGUAUACGUUUGUUACGGGCCGUGCGACGAUAUAAUAAUAUUAAAAAUGACGAACGCGGUGUCGCCCGUGUUGCUCAUUUGAAUAUACAUAUGCCAGGCGUUUACGAUCAUUACGAUUAUAAGGAUUGAGGGUAGAAUUAGAGCGAGAUGAAAUUAGGCUGAGAGUAUAAAAAAAGGUUAUUUGGUCAAAAGAUUAUAAAAGACGGUAGAUUAUAACAAUUAGUAUAUUAAUUGAUUGAUAAUCGAGGCGUGCUCCUCCAGCGCAACUAUGACUCGUAUUUCCAAACCCUGUGCUAAAGGAAAUCUGGGCUCACGAAGAAGCCAUCCUUUUAGUGCGUUAACCCGAACAAAGUGAUGCUAUCGUUUAAGCAUAAAAAGAAUAAUCUUACUUAGGAAACUGUUAAACAUUAAGUUUAGUCGUUGCGUUCCUUGUCUCGUUUGUACAUUUCUCCGCUCUGUAUAUGUUGAAGACGAUUCGUUGAUAUUAAUGAUAAAGAAACGGCCCUUGGCUUCUCGACGUCAGAGAGACGUCUCUAUUAUAGCAGAAAGCUUUAAGGAAAUUUUUUACGUAACGCUAUGCCAGAACAUUAAGCUGCUCCUGGUUCCUUUCUCGAAUCGCGAACGAUAAUCGCCUCUGGAAUUACAAUUUUGAUGAAAAAAUAACAUAAGUUUCCGAAACGCUGGAUGUUUCUUUAUUAAUUUCAUUUCGUGAGUUACGUAAUUGUAUAAUUAAAAAAUUUAGUCGUUUCCGUCAUCACUGUUCGCAUAGCUGUACCGUAUUGUAGUCAAGUUGCUCGUUUGACUUUAUGGGAAAGCGAAUGAUUGUUGUUACUUCAUUUUCGAAUUACUUAAGGUUGUUUCUACGCGUUAUUACUACGUUAUAGCGGUAGAAUCUAAAUAUAUAUAUAUACACUGAUACAUAAAAGAAAAAUCGAAUACGCGGAGGAUCAUAAAAUCACUCUGGCGUUUCUCUCAUACGUAUAUAUAUAUAUAUUAUUGCGUGUAUAUGUAUGUAUACAUACACAGAGUAGGGUUUAUUCUGUGUAUAUAUAUAUUUAUAUAUCUCUGUCCGUGUGUGUGAGUGUGUGUGUGUGUGUGCGCGCGCGCGUUUAGUUUUCUCGUUUUUAAUGACUCUCGAUAAUCGUAUUAGAUACGACGAUACGCCACGAGCUCAUUAACGCCAUAUAAGAGUUCAUUCUAUUGAAGAUAAAGCGAAAGAUGAAUGGAGGAAAACAGAAGGAGAGAAAGAGAGAGAAAGACAAGAGGAAUUGUGAAGUUUAUGAAAAAAAGAAUCAGGGCUCAAAUAACCUUCUGGUGGGCGCUAUUAUAGCUAAGGAAAAGGAAGGGAAAAAGGCGAACUUUUAUAUAGCCUAGAAGAUGCUAUAAAAAUUUUCGAAAUCACGUUAUCGCAGAAAGAUGUUAUAACGAAUUGUUAUUGUAAUCCUAUUGUCAGCAUCGUGUCUUGCGCCAUAUUGUUAAUCGCCAAGCGCAAUACCAUCCCUUCAAUAUGAUCCUAGCGCCUAAACUAUUAUUAGAUGAAUAGAUGGAAAUUUUAUUGAUGAUUCCUUGUCAUUAGAUUUCUCAUUGCAUUCGUAAUCUUUCACGAUUCUCUAUAGCUUUCCCUCCCAUUCUCCAUAUAUACUUGAUCAGUACGAUCCGUUGUCUCGAGAUAACUACGGAAAUCAAAUUUUCGCACAAGAUUUCUCUCAAAAAUCUAUUUUCAUUGUUAAUUAAGCGUGUCUCGUUGUUUUUUUCGAAUUUAAUUUUGUAAAUUUGUACAAUUUUAAUUCUAGGUCAAUGACAUUCGUUUAUCGUAGCUAAGUUCUUGAGAUAAAAUUGAUUGUCAUUGCCGAAUCCAUGUACCUACUCAGUUUUAUCGUUUUUUUUUAUGCUUUGGAAUUUUUCUUUUGGUUUUCGAAGCUGCGAGGCGAGAUUCUUUUUCAUUUUCUCUUUUCACCAUACUCGAUUGUGUAUUCGAUCCUUUACGCAUCCGUAAUAAUUAUUAAGGAUCGAUACACUAACAGACAACGCGUAUAGCAUAGUAAUUGUAAGAUUAAUAAUUCCAAGACCGCGAGCGAAUGGAAUUAGCGACGAUCAAGCUGAAAUUUUUGUAUGUAGAUUAGAAUUUAACGAUACGAUCGUUGUCUGGAUGCUUAGAGGCAGAUGCCGGUUUACUUGAUCACGAGUGAACUGACAAUUGAUAUUUAUUGAUAGAAAACGACACGUAUUUACUGAUUACACGUCUUAAUGUUACUAUUAAGAAGAUAUUCAUUGAUGAAACGGAUAACAGAACUGAAAUAAAAAGAGAUCGACGGAGCCCGCCAUGUAUAUCGUUAA
Cephus cinctus (wheat stem sawfly) is the source of this 8683-nucleotide messenger RNA. It is a transcript of the gene dop, whose product is annotated as microtubule-associated serine/threonine-protein kinase 3. NCBI's taxonomy places the organism in Eukaryota, Metazoa, Arthropoda, Insecta, Hymenoptera, Cephidae. Bases 334 to 5481 code for a protein of 1715 amino acids. The transcript is spliced from 22 exons. Gene Ontology annotation, molecular function: protein serine/threonine kinase activity; magnesium ion binding; protein binding. Gene Ontology annotation, biological process: peptidyl-serine phosphorylation; intracellular signal transduction. The record is from RefSeq and is a predicted model, not a curated record.